AUGACUAGGCUCCACCACGCGGUACAAUCUGGUGAUUUGGGCUCGAUUCAAUCCUUGAUUCAAAGCGGCAUAAGUGUGAACUGCAGGGACGAACAUGGCCAGACCGCCUUGCACUAUGCUGCGCAAAGCGGCUUCAUCGAAUGCAUAGAACUUCUGACGCGUCACGGUGCGGAUUUGCGUUCUAUUGACAAUUCCGGGUUCUCGCCAUUGCUCUGGGCUGUGAUUGCCGGGCAAGAAAGCGCGACUAGGAAACUGUUCUUUACGGACGCAAGGGCCAGCUCGACCAGCGCCGACGGCAAAUCUGCGCUUGCUUGGGCAGCCAGUCUGGGAUCGUCCGCAAUUGUCAGAAUGCUCGUUGAACACCGCGCGAGCAUGGGCGUUGACCCUCGGACUGCGCAGCAGACUCUGCCUCUGGAAGAAGCGGCCGCUUCUGGUAACCUCGACAUCGUUGGAUUGCUUCUUGACCGCGGCGAGGAUGCGAACGGUCGUGAUCGCGAUGGCUGGUGUGCGAUACAUUGGGCAGCAGAAGAGGGCCAUUGUGGGAUUGUGGCUCUAUUGCUAACGCGCGGGGCCAAUCCUGAUGCCCUCAGCUCUUAUGGAACUUCACCCUUGCAUUGUGCGGCAAAUGGAGGACAUGGGUUCAUCGUGGACCUCCUGCUCAAGCAUGGAGCCGACCCACUCAAGUCGACGUGCCAUGGCUGGACCGCAUUGCACCACGCAGCUUUCAUGGGCCACUCUCACGUCAUGAAGUGUCUUUUGGAAGAUGCCCGCAUACGAUCCACUGCUUUUCAGCAAGACAAUCACGGCUGGGCCGUCACAAACCUUCGCCAAGCUGUUGCCAUAGGCAGUGUGCACAUGAUCAAGCUUUUGGUAAAUUUGGGCCACAAUAUCAAUGGCGUGGACUCGGGAAGAAGAACUGCGCUGUAUUACGCUGCGAAAAAGCGCAUGCUUUCUAUCGUGGAUCUGCUCCUUGACCUAGGUGCUGAUCCUAAUAUCCUCCCCAUCGGGCGACGGAUCUGGGAAGACUUCGUUUCGGGUGACGUUUUGCAACGACUCAAGCAAGCAGGAUACACGAGACGGGAGCCAGAUCCUGAGGUGGAUCACCAAAUUCGCCAGAUACUCAGAGUGCAGAGGCAGCGAUCUGAGUCUGAUCAACCAGACGGUUUCGCUCCGGAAGAAUCUGCAUCAUCAGUGCCGGAGUCGCUUUUUCCCCGCCGGCCUGAACUACGGUCUUCAUCUAGUCAAGCCUCAUCAGCGCCGUCUGCAAGUGAAACGACACGCCCCACAGCGCCUUCUGAUCAGCCGAAUGAUCAUAAGCGCAAGAAAAAACCGGGCCGAUCACCAUGGUGGAAACGGAUCGUAAACAGUAAAUAGCGAGCCCAGUUCUGGUAGGCAAGAAUGAAGCUCAACUUACACAGUGACUCCCACAAAGUAGUGGCGAUAACCCAUUGCAAUGGAGGAAAGGAGGCUUCACAUGUCUAUACCGUGAAUUUUCGAACAUCCUAGGAAUGAAAGCCUUCUCGAUUAGUUGCGCCAAGCAGAUGCAAAAUGGCAAAGCAAAAGGUAUGGUUACAAGCUAAGAUAUCCCUGGUAGAUUUCUGUGCAAAAUCUCAAGAACCAAGAAUGCGAUUCAUCACAUGCCCAACUUCUGGCACGGAAUGCAGAUGCUCUUCGACCCUUUGCCUCCAUGUGCCUCGAGGUGCGAUCAAUCCAUACUGCUUACCGAUGAUUAGGCAUUCCACGAAAGUCCUGCAGACUUGCUUCUGUGGUAGCCCUGGAGUCUCUCGUGCUAUCAACGCCGCUAUCUCCUCUGGUACGGCUUCGCCGAUCAGCCACUGGUCAGGGGUGGCAUUCUCUUGACAGAUGAUCAAGCAUGCUGCUGGUGGCACAUUGAGAAAGCGGUCCUGUCCCCUCUCGUUGGCUUGCUGGGCGAAGUGAAGAAUACUAGUCAGAAGAAGGCGUAAUCUGGCAGAGUCGCGACUUCUGCUGAUGAUGAGUAGCUCGUUCGCGCACGCCCGGUUCGCAUCGCUGGAUAACUCUAGCUCAUAGCUAGUACCGAUGUAUCCCUCGAAGAACUCUGCAACUACCCUGGAGAAAUAUUCAAUUGGCCCAGGAUGCUGUUUCUCGACCAUGGCGAAGUAGCCCGUUAUGAGUAAAGUCGUACGAAGGACGUUUUCUUCCCUGUCUCCACUACGGAUGCAGCCAUCGAAGUCGCUCAGAAACUCUCGGAUGCCGAAGUGGAAGUAUUCUAAUUCAUCCCUGUCACAGGCGAUGGCAGCCCAG
Messenger RNA from Pseudocercospora fijiensis CIRAD86, 2283 nucleotides. RefSeq lists its product as uncharacterized. The transcript is spliced from 2 exons. Gene Ontology annotation, molecular function: protein binding. Bases 1 to 1374 code for a protein of 457 amino acids. The record is from RefSeq and is a predicted model, not a curated record. Lineage: Eukaryota; Fungi; Ascomycota; Dothideomycetes; Mycosphaerellales; Mycosphaerellaceae.